Molecule: messenger RNA, 2833 nt
Organism: Ixodes scapularis (black-legged tick)
Lineage: Eukaryota; Metazoa; Arthropoda; Arachnida; Ixodida; Ixodidae
Product: anoctamin-7
Exons: 20
Coding region: 1-2535 (844 amino acids)
Biological process (GO): chloride transmembrane transport
Cellular component (GO): plasma membrane
Molecular function (GO): protein dimerization activity; chloride channel activity
Source: RefSeq, a predicted model, not a curated record
AUGAAAGCUACUCUUCUAAACGCGCAGAAUGACGAACUGGAGUCCCAGGCCAGCGAGCCGGGCCUGGUGAUGGGUCCCUCUGGCAACGUCCCCUCGGCGGACCUCUUCUUCCGGGAUGGCAAGAGGAGGAUCGACUACGUGCUCGUUUACGAGGACAGCGAGGGCGUUCGCCUGAACAAACACGACGGGUGGCGGCAAACAUUCAUGGCCAACCUGCGCAAGGCCGGCCUGGACAUGGAGGAGGAGCUGGUGGAAGGCGAGCACAAGGCGAUACACUUCAUCAAGCUAUCCGCGCCUUGGCCAGUCCUGGUCCGUUACGCAGAGGAACUCUGUCUGCGGGCGCCACUUCAGGCGCAUCCAAAUCCAAGCGUGAACUGGUCGGCGGGCCUGUUGGGAACGCUUCGGAUACCCAACAUCAUGGACGACGAGGUCCCCAACAAGCCUCUCGACUACUACACCUGCACCUUCAAGAAAUCCAAGCUGGACAGGUUCCUGGGCAGCGACAACCAGGACGAGUACUUCACGACCACGCAGAGGUUGUGUAUUGUGUACGAGAUCCUUCAAACAGCGCAGUACGGCAAGCGGCGCAAGGCGCAGAUCGGCAUCGACAGACUCAUCGAGGAAGAAGUCUACACGGCCGCGUUUCCCCUCCACGAGGGCGACUACAGGAAGCCGCCCAACCCUGUGCUGCCUCACUGUUUAAACCGGAGGCAGGUGCUCUACGAAUACUGGGCGCGCUGGUCUUGCUGGUACAAGUACCAGCCCCUGGACCACAUACGGGAGUACUUCGGGGAGAAGAUAGGCAUCUACUUCGCCUGGCUUGGGUUUUACACGGGAUGGUUACUGCCCGCUGCCGUCGUGGGAUUCCUGGUGUUUCUCUACGGCAUAUUUACGAUCGGCGAGGACGGACCCACGAACGAAAUCUGCAACAGCGACAAGAAGUACCGCAUGUGCCCGCGCUGCGACGAGACGUACGGGUGCGAUUACUGGUAUAUCAGCGACAACUGCAUAUUUACGAAGAUUACCUACUUGUUUGAUCAUCCCGGCACUGUGUUCUACGCAAUCUUCGUUUCCUUCUGGGCGGUGUCAUUUCUCGAGUACUGGAAACGAAAAUCGGCCAGUUUAGCGCACCACUGGGACUGCAUGGAUUUUGAAGAGGAAGAAGAGCGGCCCCGACCCGAGUUUGCAGCCAAAGCGCAGCACGUGGAACGUAAUCCUAUUACGGGGGUCAAAGAACCUUCUUUUCCAGCACACAUUCGAAAGCAAAGAAUUGCUGCAGGCGUCGCUGUGCUCAUGCUUAUGAUAGCCCUUGUGCUGGUGUUCAUGGUGUCUGUGAUCAUCUACCGGGUGCUGGUGUCCAUCCCGCUCUUCCGCAGCAAAUCCUUCAAAGGGCUUGCUUCCCUCAUUGCCAGCUGUUCUGGAGCCUUCGUGAACCUACUGUUCAUCAUGAUUCUCGGAAAGGUCUAUGAACGCCUGGCACUGAAGCUCACCCAAUGGGAGAUGCAUCGGACACAGACGGACUUUGAAAACAACCUCAUUUUCAAGGUGUUCCUUUUCCAGUUUGUGAACUUCUACUCAUCCAUCUUCUACAUUGCCUUUUUCAAGGGAAGGUUUGUCGGCUACCCCGGUCACUAUGGCCACCUGCUGGGUCUGAGAAACGAAGAGUGCAGUGGCAGCGACUGCCUGUCUGAACUGGCGCAACAAUUGGCGAUUAUCAUGGUUGGCAAGCAGAUGAUCAACAACGCCCAGGAAAUUCUCGUGCCCAAAAUCAAGGCUUGGUGGCAUCGCCACAAGACCAAGUUGGUCUACCGGGAGACCCUUUCUCGCUGGGAGGAAGAUUACCAGCUAAUACAGAACGAGGGCCUCUUCCAGGAAUAUCUGGAAAUGGUGCUGCAGUUCGGCUUCAUCACCAUCUUCGUGGCGGCCUUCCCGCUGGCCCCGCUGUUCGCCCUGCUCAACAACUGGGUGGAGAUUCGCCUGGACGCCCAAAAGUUUGUGUGCGAGACGCGGCGUUCCGUGCCGGAGAGGGCCCAGAACAUCGGCAUCUGGUUCUCCAUCCUGGAACUGCUCUCCAGGAUUGCGGUCAUCAGCAACGCCUUUUUGAUCGCCUUCACUUCAGACUUCUUGACGAGAACGAUGUACCGGUACGAGUUUGACUGGGACCUCAAAGGAUACAUCAACUUCACUCUGGCCCAUGCUCCUAAUGGAAGCCUAUCUCUACCAUGCCGGUACCGAGACCUCAGAGACGCCAACGGUAACUGGACGUUCUUUCACUGGAAGCUGCUGGCAGUACGCUUAGCAUUUGUAAUCAUAUUUGAGCACGUCGUGUUUGGGGUGUGUCGACUCAUCGACGUCCUGGUGCCCGACAUUGCGAGUCAGCUGGAACUCAAGAUAAAGCGUGAGCGAUACCUGGCUAAACAAGCCCUGGCAGACUCGGAAACCAUAAUGAAGGUCGCCCAGCGGAGAGACGAAGAGGAAGAGGAGGAGGAUGUGGCAACGAGCUCGGAACCUCCUCAAGCGGGCACUGGUGUUUGAGCGCUGCCAGUCUUCUCGACAACCGCUCGUGGAAGUGACAAUCCAGCUUCGCUGGCAAAAGCCUGGAAAGGGUGCGAAGAAGAAAUAGCCACAACGGCAACAACCCUCGACUGGCUCCUAGUUACACUCUCCUACCUCCUCCCAAUGUCAUCACAGCACGAGGACUAGGUUUGCAAAUUGAACAGUCCCGAAACACGAUAGGUUGAAGACGUCUUCAAUUUGGGGAAAUAACCACGGAAGUCUUGAUACUCAUGGCUUUUCAUAUUCCGAAUGUUUUGUCGGCUGACUCAGGUUUUUG